This is a messenger RNA of Panicum virgatum (switchgrass), 2288 nucleotides long. Its product is annotated as transcription initiation factor TFIID subunit 15-like. The record is from RefSeq and is a predicted model, not a curated record. Gene Ontology annotation, molecular function: RNA binding. Bases 23 to 2044 code for a protein of 673 amino acids. Lineage: Eukaryota; Viridiplantae; Streptophyta; Magnoliopsida; Poales; Poaceae. The transcript has 10 exons.
CCUCAAUUUUAGCCAGUCUCCAAUGUCAACCUCAGACCUCCGCGCCUCCAAGGCCCAAACGGCCCAACCGUCCAACCCUAGAUCGCCCUCUCCCUCAGACCCUCACGAUACUCCCCAAUCCGACGCCUCUCUCCUCCCGCUGCCGCCUGCCGCGCCCUUCUCGUCCAGCCGCCGGCCGCCGCACCCAACUAGGCCUCACUUCCCCCCGCCGGCCACCGCACUCCCCAGUCCCCUCGCCCUCCAAAAUUGCGCGCCCGGCCGCCCCCAAAUCCUAAGCCAAAUCGUGCCCGGCCAAAUCGACCGCCGCUCGCCGGCCCUUCCCCGGGACUGCAGACGUCGACGGCCACCGUCCGACCUCCUUAGACCCGCCGCCGACACCGAGGAUGUCGCUUUCAGGAGGUCCUGCCGGCUGCUGCAACUAGUGGUCUCAUCGGCAUCGAAACGUCCGCUCAUCCUAGUGCCAUCACUGCCACCGGUGUUGGUGCAGACUGCAGAGCACCACUCUUCCUCCUGGUCUCUAUCUACUAGAGGCUUAAUAGGCACUAGCCUUGACCUGCCUACUAGGGUUUGUCUCCUUCCUUCGUCGCCGGCGCCGCCUACCCUUGCCCUGCCUAGUACCUACGACCGUGUCCCGGCGACGGCGACGGCAACGGCAACGCAAGUAGUGUUGUACAUCAGGACAGAGGCGGAGCCAGCAAAAAAAUUUAGGUGGGGCAGGCCGGCAGUGGGCCGCCGGCGGGGCGCGGCAGACGGGCACGGCAGGCGGGUUUCCGGUGGCCGGCGGGGCGCGGCAGACGGGCACGGCAGGCGGUUCCCGGCGGCUAGCUGGGGCAGCUGCCCCACCGUGCGGUAUGGGUGGCUCCGCCACUGCAUCAGGACCCUGAUGGCUGGAUAUAUGUCAAGAGGGCCCCCAAAUGGUUCAGUUUAUGUGUGCAACCUGCCUCCUGGAACUGAUGAGACUAUGCUGGCUGAAUAUUUUGGCACCAUAGGGUUGCUAAAGAAGGACAAGAGGACUGGGCGACCAAAAAUUUGGAUAUAUAGGGACAAGGUUACCAAUGAACCAAAGGGUGAUGCAACGGUCACCUAUGAGGAUCCACAUGCAGCUUCAGCUGCGGUGGACUGGUUCAAUAACAAAGAUUUCCAUGGGAGUAUUAUCCAGGUUCAUAUAGCUGAGUCAAAAAGUAAAGAUACAUUUGAUAGUUCCACAAAUUUGGCCAUCCCUGCUGACCUUGGUGGACAAGAUGAAUUGGAUAACGGUGUUGGCAGAGGUAGAGGACGCGGUGAUGGUCCAGGAAAGGCGUGGCAGCAAGAUGGGGAUUGGAUGUGUCCAAAUACAAGUUGUGGCAAUGUAAAUUUUGCCUUCCGUGGCGUUUGUAAUCGUUGUGGAGCUGCUCGCCCUGCUGGUGUCGGUGGUGGUGGUGGUGGUGGUAGGGGUAGAGGCCGUGGUAUCGCUGAUGCAAGAGGAAGCAGCCGUGCGGGUGCUGGUGCUGCUGCUGUUGGUGGUCCACCUGGAUUGUUUGGUCCAAAUGAUUGGCCAUGUCCAAUGUGCGGUAACAUAAACUGGGCUAAGCGGACCAAAUGUAAUAUAUGUAACACUUCCAAGCCUGGUACGAAUGAAGGUGGUGCAAGGGGUGGCCGUGGUGGUGGGUACAAAGAGCUUGAUGAAGAAGAACUAGAGGAAGUUAAAAAGCGUCGGAAAGAGGCUGAGGAGGAUGAUGGAGAGAUAUAUGAUGAGUUUGGCAAUCUCAAAAAGAAAUUCCGUGCCAAAGCACAGCAUACUGAAAGUGCACAGACUGUUCCUGGGUCUGGACGUGCUGGAUGGGAAGUUGAGCAUCGUGGUUCCAGUGAAAGAGAAGGCAGGGAGAGGAGCAGGGAUCGUGGUAGGGAUGAUUAUGAUGGCCAGGAAAUCAGGAGCAGGGAACAUGGAAGAGAGCGGCGCCGGAGCCGGAGCAGAGACCGUGACAGGGAAAGGGGGAGGGACAGAGGAAGGGACCAUGACUACGAAAGGAGUCGGGAGCGCGACCGUGAUCGCCGCCACAGGUGAAGAGAAACGACAGGGCUCUGUUCCUCCCUUACAUAGCUUUUACCAACUUUUGUAGCCGUGGAGAUGUGUUGUUAUUAGCAUCUUGGCGCUGAUUUUUCCUGUGGACCUCUGAUGUUGCUUUGAAUUAUUUGCUGCACUGGCACGCUAUUCUGAUAUCUGCUGUUUGUAAAAUCGAGGCGCUGAUUUUUCCUGUGGAUCUGAUGUUGCUUUGAAUUAUUUUCUGCACUGGCAAGCUAUUCUGAUA